This is a messenger RNA of Stegodyphus dumicola, 1602 nucleotides long. RefSeq names its product ubiquitin carboxyl-terminal hydrolase CYLD (gene CYLD). Gene Ontology annotation, biological process: protein deubiquitination. The record is from RefSeq and is a predicted model, not a curated record. NCBI's taxonomy places the organism in Eukaryota, Metazoa, Arthropoda, Arachnida, Araneae, Eresidae. Gene Ontology annotation, molecular function: cysteine-type deubiquitinase activity.
UAUUAACGUUAAACUUUUUAGUUUCAGGAUAAGUUUAUAGUCAAUGUUUUUGCCAGCGUUUGCUUUGCGCGCAUGCUUUUACAAAGUGUAUAAAGAUAUAUAUAUUAUUUAAUUUCCACAAAAAUAGAGUUUAAAAUUUUGCUAAAUGAGCCGAAAUAAAAGUGUGAUUCUGAAUUAUAGAUAUUGUUAUUUUUUACAUGAUGAAUUUAUUCAAUUUCACACUUUUGAUAUUUUAUGGUGCAGGUUUUGCGUGGACAAUCUUUUCUGAAAGUACAAGAAGAGGUAUUACUAAAUGCUGAAUUUGUAUUUUUAACACAACAUGUCUUUAGAGCGUGGGAAGCGUCGCAAGUUCUUAUUGCUAGAAGAGUGCUAUGGCAAAAAGAUUUUGGAUGACAAUCGACCUAAUCCUUUGUAUAAUAAAAAUACUCUAGAAACUGAAGUUCAACUUGUUCCUGGGAGUUUAUUACAAGAAAUUAAAUCUGAUCAGGGAUCAUCUGUGUGUGUACAGUCAUUAGAUCAUGAUAAUGUUUACAUGCUAUGCAACAAUUCUGAUGUUCAUGAAUUAACUCCAUUUGAAGCUGAAGUUUUAGUUCCUGUUUCUCCUGUUAGAGACCGUUUGCGUGUACUUUCUGAUGAACAGUGGCUUAAGGAAGCUGCAAUGAUUGUUGAAGGUAGUAAUGUAAAUGUAGAUUUAGGUGCUGAUUUGGAUCCUGUGGAAGGCAUAGUACGUUACUGUGGCAUAGUUCCAGAACUAGGAAAAGGAAUUUUUUAUGGAAUAGAACUUUUGGAACUCUGUUUUUUUUUUUUUUUUUUUUCAAAAAUUCAAAUGAUGAUAGUUUUUCAAUAGUGAUGCAGUUUGUGAUCUACACUUUUAUUCAUUUCUUAGAUGAUGCCUCUGAAAUGCUGUCUUUAAAUAUGAAAAUUAAUACAAACCACCAAGAAUGCAUAAAUGAAAAUGAUUCUGUAAUGAAUUUAAUAACUCACUGAAUUUUUAAUUCCACUAAAUUUAAAUUUCAGUAGUUUCAUAAUUUAGUAAUAAUAGUUUCAUAAAAUAAAAAUUUCUAUAGCUUUCAUAUUCAAACAUGUGAUAAACUGGUAGGGAAAAGAAAUGAUUAAAAGCAUCAAUUUUAGUGACACCAUUCUAAAAAAUAAAUUACUAGCUAAAAACUGUAAAUCACAUACUACAUUUUUAUCCAAUUUUAAUAGAUUUUUUCCACUUUUAAUACACAAGUUUUCAAUUUACUGUCAAGUGAAAAUGAAGCUGUUGCAUUCUGUAAUGAAAGAAAUGUUUUACACUUCACCUGAAUUUGAACAAAUGCAUAUGAAAUGAAGUUAGGUAUCACACAAAAACCAUAUGGAGAUGCAAUGCGAAUAAUUGCUUUAAAAAGAUGGGACUUUGCAUCUACAAUUCUGUUGAUCUGGGAACUGGCACUGAUGUGCUAAAUAUUGAGACUAUGAGAUUUCACAAAGUAGAGUAAGAAAAAAUAUUGUGGUAUGGCUUAUCAACUUCUUAUGCAUAUCUAGUAGAGUUCAUGUCUGAGUUUUUGUGGUAGCAAAACAAAGGCUGUGAUAAUGUAUUUGAGAUAAUAUGUUUGAUGUCAU